AGAGAGGAGACAGGCAACAGUUCGGACAGCAGACCUCACUGUGUCUCCAGCAGACCACAUCGCUCCCCACUGUCUCCAUUCACGGCAUUUACUGGAACCGAGCUUGAUUCAAAGCUAACAAAGCUGACUUUAUAUAGGAAGAGCACGACUUGCUCCUCUUGCAGUUGAAUGGAAAUAAAAGAGACUCUGUGACCUUGGAAGAUGAAGAUGUUGUUGCCAUGGGAACUCUUAAUCCUGCUGUCACUCAAGAGCUGCCUAGCAGAGAGGAUUAUUCGACAUGGCCCAGUGUUCACCCAAGAGCCCAGUGACAGUGUUUUCCCUUUAAGCGCAGAGGACAACAAGAUAUUUAUUAACUGCAAAGCCAAGGGAAGUCCAGCACCACAUUACAAGUGGAAAUUCAACAGGACAGAUCUUGAUAUUGACAUGGACUACAGCCUUGUUGAGGGAAACCUUUUGAUCAAUAACCCUCAGGCAACUAAACACGGUGGUGUUUACCAGUGUAUCGCCACUAAUGCAUUUGGAACCAUCCUGAGCCGAGAGGCUAAAGUGGAGUUUGCAUACCUGCAGAAUUUCAGCAGCAAGGCCAGAAGUCCAGUAUUAGUGAGAGAAGGACAGGCUGUUGUGCUCCUGUGUGGUCCGCCGCCCCACUUUGGAGAAAUCAGAUACUCCUGGAUAUUCAAUGGCCGCCCCAGCAUUGUUGUUGGGGACAACCGACGAUUUGUGUCCCAGAGGACUGGAAACUUGUAUAUUGCAAAAGUUGAGACAUCAGACGUGGGCAACUACACAUGUGUGGUAAGGAAUGUGAUGACCAAUACAACCGUCUACAGUUCCCCAACUCCAGUGGUGUUACGUCGGGACGCUGUGAUGGGGGAAUAUGAGCCAAAGAUUGAAGUCCAGUUUGAAAAAAUGCUCCACGUUGCCAAAGGAUCAUCGGUUCGACUGGAGUGUUUCGCUUUAGGAAAUCCAGUGCCUUCUAUUUCCUGGAAGAGAGCGGACGGAAGCCCCUUCCCAGGAAAAAUGAAGAUAAAUCACUCAAAUGGUGUCCUAGAGAUCCCAUAUUUCCGUCCAGAGGAUUCUGGACUUUAUGAAUGUGUGGCCGAAAACUCCAAAGGACAUAGUAUUGCUAAAGGUCGUCUUGUAUUUCAAAAUGUGGAACACCUGCAGUGGUCGCAGACUCUGUAUGACGCAAACAUGGCUAUUGAGUCUGAUCUUCACUGGGAGUGCAAGGCUAAUGGAAAACCUCAACCUGUUUACCGAUGGCUCAAGAAUGGACAGCCUUUGGUCUCUCAGGACAGAAUUCGUGUUGAUGGUGGCGGGUUAACCAUCUCCAACAUAAACCGGAUGGAUUCUGGGAUGUAUCAGUGUUUGGCAGAGAAUGAUAACGGAGUCAUAUAUGCAAGUGCCGAGCUCAAAGUUGUGGCCUCUCCUCCAGACUUCUCAAAAAACCCAGUGAAGAAGACCACGCUGAUCCAGAGAGGUGGGGAAGCUAUCAUCGAAUGCCGGCCGCAUGCGUCCCCCAGAGCUUCCUACUCUUGGAGGAGAGGCAACGAGUUCCUAAAAGACAGCAAGAGGCGGACCAUCUCAGAGGAUGGCACCCUCAGAAUUGCCAAUGUUACCAAAUCCGACGUAGGGAGGUACACUUGUGUCGCCAAAAACCCCUUUGGUACAUCCAGCAGUUCUGGGACUUUAGUGGUCAAAGAACCAACCAAGAUUACAGUCCCUCCUUUGAGUAUGGAUGCCACAGUGGGGGAGAGCAUUGUCUUGCCGUGUGAAGUAUCUAAAGACUCCACUCUACACCCCGUCUUCAAGUGGUUCUUCAACGGAAAGCUCAUCGAUUUCAGUAGACACGAUCACUUCGGGAUGAUUGGAGGGGGCUCUUCUGGGGAUCUUAUGAUCAGGAACGUGCAGCUGAAACACUCUGGGAAGUACGUCUGCAUGGUGCAUACCGCAGUGGACAGUGUGUCUGCAGCGGCAGACUUAAUUGUCAGAGGGCCCCCUGGUGCUCCAGUGGGUGUGUUGGUGGGGGACAUCACAGACAGGAUUGCUCAGCUCUCGUGGGGCCCCGGACCUGACAACCACAGUCCCGUUACCCUCUACAGGGCCCCCUGGUGCUCCGGUGGAUGUAAAAGACCAUUGAGCCACACCUCAUGGAAAGGAAGUGUUCGGAUUUGCCACCAAUCCCACAUGUAUAAAUCCCGUUUCUUCUGUUCUGGUGUCUGUUCUCUGUUUUGGCUGGCAGGUCCUGAAGUCGCCCCAGCUAACGUGAGUGGAGGGGGAGGAAGCCGAGGCGAACUCGUGAUUGUUUGGGAGCCUGUGCCGGAGGAGCUACAAAAUGGAGAAAAGUUUGGAUAUGUGGUGGCAUUUCGUCCCCUUGGCACCACAACAUGGAAGCAGAGCGUGUUGGCCUCGGCAGAUGCAUCACGAUACAUUUAUAAAAAUGAUACUUUUCUGCCACUCACUCAGUUUGAAGUAAAAGUCGGCGUAUACAAUGAGAUCGGAGAGGGACCGUUUAGCCCUGUGGUCAUUGUAUAUUCAGCAGAUGAAGAACCUUCAGUAGCUCCUCCCAGAGUCUGGGCCCGCAGUUUGUCCGCGUCUGAGAUCGAGGUAUUCUGGGAACCUGCUCACCAAAGCGGCAGCAAAGGACGGAUAACAGGCUAUGAGGUGCAGUGGUUGGAGGAUGGGUCACCUGAAAGCGAUGCAGAGAGAGUAAGGGUCACGGAAAGCUCAGUCAAAAUCACGGGUCUGAAGGGAAGCACGCUUUAUCUGAUGUCAGUCAGAGCACACAACAGCGCGGGCACCGGGCCCUCCAGCGCACCCAUCAGCAUCACCACCAAGAAGCCACCUCCAAGUCAACCCCCAGGGAACAUUGAAUGGAACCUGACAAACUCAAAAGUCUUUCUGAACUGGGAACAUGUGAAGGCGAUGGACAAUGAAUCAGAAGUAACCGGCUAUAAGGUUGUGUAUCGUCAAAGCUGGCACAGGGGAAGCAGCGUAGUCGAGACCAACAGGACGUCCGUGGAGCUUCAGUUGCCAUCAGAAGAGGACCUGCUCGUUCAGAUCAAAGCCCUGAGUGACGGAGGAGACGGCAGCAGCAGCAGCCCUAUACGUAUUCCAAAGAUGUCAAGCCUGAACUCAAGGGGAUACUUCAGUUCAGACGCAAGCAAGAUGGCCCAUGUUCACGGAGUAGUGUUUCUGAUCUUGUCAUGGUUGUUUUCAUAGAACUUUGCCUUUAUUUAAAGCUGAAGUGUGACACUAAUAUCGCCAAAUGGAAUUUCAAAAACGAUUAUGGUUUCCCAAACACUGUCUGCUGCAGAGAGAAAUCAACCUAAAAAUGACUUACUUUGAAUUGCUGAAUAGAUAUGAGGAAAUAU
This is a messenger RNA of Sinocyclocheilus anshuiensis, 3371 nucleotides long. RefSeq names its product contactin-4-like. Gene Ontology annotation, cellular component: axon; plasma membrane. NCBI's taxonomy places the organism in Eukaryota, Metazoa, Chordata, Actinopteri, Cypriniformes, Cyprinidae. Gene Ontology annotation, biological process: brain development; cell-cell adhesion; axon guidance. Bases 202 to 3219 code for a protein of 1005 amino acids. The transcript has 22 exons. The record is from RefSeq and is a predicted model, not a curated record. Gene Ontology annotation, molecular function: cell-cell adhesion mediator activity.